UCGCGCCUUGACCAGGUGAGUCUCCCUUUGAUCAGCCCGAGGACCGGCCGGCGUGCGCGUGGUGCUCUCUACACAAUGGGCAGGGGUGCCAAACACAACCCUGAUGACCGCUUUCUGGUCACGCACCAGGGCGGCGUCUACGACAUCGCGCCCUUUCUCGCCCAACACCCUGGUGGACUGGCUCACGUCGAACCCUACAGAGGGAAAAGCAUAUCUCACUUGCUGAAGAGCGUACGCGACGCUGGCGAAAGUGAGUCAUCUCUGGUUCACUCGCUCUCGGCCACUUAUCUUUUGAACCAAUACCGCGUCGGUGAUGAUCCCAAGGCCACAGAUGAAAAUAAAAACCACAACGGAGCCAGUAAUGGCGCACAAAUUCAUCAAUCCACCGAAAGCAUAGACGACCUAGAGCAUCUAGUCGACUGGAGCAAACCGAUGCUGGACCAAGUGGCCUCCCUGGGGGCGAAUUACUCCAAGUGGGUCAACCUGCCCGUCGACAAGCCGCUCAUACUUUUCGGCAACCCGAUUUUGGAAAAACUGACCAUGGCCAAGUGGUACUACAUUCCCAUCUUCUGGAUCCCCAUUUUCUUUCUCUUCCUAAAAGUCCACUACGCAGGAGGUUUCUCGCACGGCACAACAGUUUUCGGAUUAAUUUUUGGCGUGCUGCUGUGGACCGCACUUGAGUAUUCCCUGCACAGGUGGCUCUUCCACAUGGAGCCUCCCAGCAAGAGCCCUCGACUUAUCACAUUCCAUUUUGUCAUUCACGGACUUCAUCACAAAGUUCCAUUUGAUGGGACGCGUUUGGUUUUCCCUCCAGCCGGUUCCUCUAUCUUGGGAAUCGUCCUGUAUUUUACUUUCAGCGCUCUCUUGCCAGCAAAUAUUUUGCAUUCUACCGCCGCAGGAAUAACCCUAGGUUAUUUAUUCUACGACUUGUUCCACUACUACUUGCAUUUUGGGGCGCCAGAUCCCUCCUCCCACUUGUACUUCAUGAAACGAUAUCACAACCAGCACCACUUUUCACAUCAUGACUCAGGCUACGGCAUCACUAGUCCUUUGUGGGAUGCCGUUUUUGGGACCAAAAUCGUCCUCAAGAAGUUGGCCAAGGCCAUCAGAUGGUGAAGAGCCUGCGCCAGGUAUACUUUUGAUAGUUACCAGUAUUUUCUUUUUCAUACUCAAGUCAACAUACGAGUUUUCAAAGAACAGCAACGGACUGAACAAUUUCUUAAUUUUAUUGUUUAUUUUUAAAGGAUUUUGUGCCAAAUAAAAUUUUCUUUUGAUUUUCAAGUAAAUAAA
Messenger RNA from Neocloeon triangulifer, 1290 nucleotides. RefSeq lists its product as uncharacterized. NCBI's taxonomy places the organism in Eukaryota, Metazoa, Arthropoda, Insecta, Ephemeroptera, Baetidae. The transcript is spliced from 8 exons. Gene Ontology annotation, cellular component: membrane; endoplasmic reticulum. Gene Ontology annotation, molecular function: iron ion binding; fatty acid 2-hydroxylase activity. Gene Ontology annotation, biological process: fatty acid metabolic process; lipid biosynthetic process. The record is from RefSeq and is a predicted model, not a curated record. Bases 76 to 1116 code for a protein of 346 amino acids.